Bactrocera neohumeralis is the source of this 482-nucleotide messenger RNA. RefSeq names its product NADH dehydrogenase [ubiquinone] 1 alpha subcomplex subunit 7 (gene ND-B14.5A). The record is from RefSeq and is a predicted model, not a curated record. Gene Ontology annotation, cellular component: mitochondrial inner membrane. Lineage: Eukaryota; Metazoa; Arthropoda; Insecta; Diptera; Tephritidae. The transcript is spliced from 2 exons. Gene Ontology annotation, biological process: ATP synthesis coupled electron transport; mitochondrial electron transport, NADH to ubiquinone. Bases 95 to 391 code for a protein of 98 amino acids.
UCACUUGCAUAAAAUAAAUAACAUUUAUUUAAACGCUUCUAUCUGUGCUUCUACCAAAUUAAAGGCAUACAAACAAUAGUGCAAAUAGUUAAAAAUGGGUGCAAGACGUGAUGUUGCGACACUUCUUCAGCGUGUGCGGGCUUUCCUGCUGGGACGUGAGCAUACUUUGGCACUGCGUUUCGAGGAAGGUUUAGCUGAUCGCACCCAACCACCCCCAGACGUGCCUGGUGGUCCAGCACAUUUAAUAGCUGCUAAUCUCUACUGCAAACGUGAUCCCCGGCGAGAAGUGCAACCACCUAUUGAUCUUGUAAAGCAGCAGUUGCUGGCUGACAAGGGAAGCGAUAAAACUGAAAAGUUACCAACACCUGGACCAGUUUAUCACUGGGAUUAAAUUUUGUUAAAAACAAAUUCGAGUUGAAAUUUUCGUAAAUUUUGUUUGGAAAUAUGCGUGGAUAUACAUACAUAUAAAAAUAUUGACUUCA